Meloidogyne enterolobii is the source of this 466-nucleotide messenger RNA. The record is from the annotation of a GenBank genome assembly. NCBI's taxonomy places the organism in Eukaryota, Metazoa, Nematoda, Chromadorea, Rhabditida, Meloidogynidae.
UUUUUAAGGGAAUAAUAACUUGAUUAUGGAUUAAGGGUGAGAUCGGUGGAGCUGGAAGGAGGAUAAAAGGGGAUUUGGAGGAUGGAGGGUUAAGGAAGCUUGAGUGUAUUUGGGCAUAUAUCGGUGGAGUAAGGGGAAUGGAUAGGUAUAAGGAAUUUGCUCGUAUUAAAAUCUUAAGUCUCCUAAAUACUUAUUAAUCCAUAAAUAUGCCCUACUUAUCCUCCUAAACCCUCUUAAUCCUCAUAAAUACCUCGACAUGUUCCUUAUUAAAAAUAUUACUGCUGUGGAAAAAAUAAAUUUGAAACUCAACUUAGGGAAAAAACAACGCAAGAAACACAAAAAUAUAUUGAUAUCUUUCCAAAUAUGCCAAAAAUCCUUCAGAAUUAUGGGUCGGCGUUUACAUGGAGACAAUAGCAAUGUUUUGUUAACAAAACAAAGGUAUUUCGUAAUUAAGCAAAACCAUUAA